Lactuca sativa (garden lettuce) is the source of this 2193-nucleotide messenger RNA. NCBI's taxonomy places the organism in Eukaryota, Viridiplantae, Streptophyta, Magnoliopsida, Asterales, Asteraceae. The record is from RefSeq and is a predicted model, not a curated record.
AUGGUUGUUACAAUUAUUGAAGUAAUCGGCCCAGCAGAAACUAUAAAUGGCUUUGUUGUUGGGAUCUCUGAAGAAAAUGCUUGUCCUACAACUUUUGCAUCAUCCCCACUGGCCUUCGAAUCACCAGUUUUUCUUUAUCCCCUUAUAAGUGAGAAAUUGCAAGCUGCAGCAGCCACAUAUUCUGCUUCAGCUGUGGAAAUUGAUACAAAUAAAUUUUCAAAAUCAUCUUCCGUACAACAAUGGCAGGCUGAUCGUAUGCAGGAUUAUAUUAAUGGUCUUGAUGAAGAAUUAUGGUCAUGUAUCUCUGGAAAUGUCAAUGUUCCAGUGAAUGUUCAAACAAUUGGAUCAUCUUCUACAAAUUCUAGUGUUGAUAAUCAAACUGAUCGACUGAAGAAACUGGAGAAGAGACAAAAAGAAGGUGAAACAAUUGAAGUGUACUAUGAUCGACUAAACGAGUUAAUAUAUCGUUGUAAUGGCUAUGGAAUUAGCAUGACUUCAAUGGAAGUCAAUCUCAUCUUUGUGAUGGGUCUUCGAAAAGAAUGGAAAAGCAUAAGUAUGAUGGUGAAGAAUGAACAAAGUUUUGAUACAUCAACUCUCAAUGAUUUGUACAAUCAAUUGAAGACACACGAAACUGAGGUAAAUGAAAUUGUUGAGGAGACGAAACUAAAUUUGGGAGGUCCAUUGGCACUUGUGUCAAAUAUAUCUGAGAAAGAAGCUGAAAAUGGUGAUUCUGAGGAAGAAGAGGGAUUCAUCAUGAAUUCUUAUGAUGAGGCAAUAGUAUUUUACUCAAAUAAUCGUCUUAAGAAGUUUUUCAAAAAGUCGUUCAAUCUGAAGGCUAAGCUUGCUGAGGUAAAAGGAAGUGAAAGGCUUGAAGAGGUUCGUGCGAAAGCCAAAAACUUAUCAUUGGUUGCAAAAGGUGAACAUCAGGAUGAAGAUGGAACGUAUCAAAUCUGGUCAUCUGGAUCAAAUGACGAAGAAACGAGGAAUCCAACACAUGGAGCAAUGUAUGCGAAAAUAGAGGAGGACUCGGAUGAUGAGGAAUUCGAAGAGAAAGGGAGAUGCUUCGUAUCCAAGACAGCCGACAAAUCUCCAAUGACAACAAAGGUACAGAAAAUUAUCGAAUCUUUUAAUAUUCCUAGACAUGCUUAUAAUUCUGAACUAAUAUCUUUUAAUGAGACAGUUAGUUAUUUUGAUUCAAUUGUUGUAUCUGCUAGCAAUGAGGCCAACAAAUUGUCAAUGGAGUUGUUAGAGACCAAAAAGCGAUUAGACAUGAAAAUAAAUAAUUUUGACAAUAUUAGUGAAAUUAGUGAAUUUGAGGAUGUUGAUUGUUCCCAGUUGUUUGUUGUUAAUGUUGUAUCAAUAGUUAAAGGGAAAGAAAAAAUUAAGGAUUUGAUGGUUGAAAAAGAAACUGAUAUACCUCCAACUUCGAAAGUUUGUGAUAUGAACUUCGUGAAUGUCAAAGACAGUCAAACGGAUGAUAGCGAUGAUGAAGAUGAAGAGAAAUUUUCGAAGGGAAAUAAAUCUUCAAAGGAAGAAGAAACUCCAAGAAUAGUUGUUGAUCAAGUGUAUGGUAAUACACAAAAGUUCAAAAAAGUAAUGACUGAAAAAGGUGAACAUUACCUUGAAACGAAUAUUGUCGUUUAUUCAAAUUUCAAGUGUACAGAUGAUGUCAUUUUUCCAAAUCAAGUUUUCGUAACUAUUGGAAAUGUUGAGAAUAUCAAACCAGAAUUAAAGAAGUUUGUUGAGGAGGAUAAUUCAAAAACAACUGAUGAAGGUUUUUUCGCAAAUCAAAGCACAGUUGAAAACAACUUAACAAAAAAUUCAUACGUGUUUCAACGUCAAAAACCACAAACAAAAUGGGUUCAAAAAUUGAAAAUUGAAAAAGAGAAUUCAAAACAAGUUGUAAAAGAAAAUGAAAAUUUUUUCAAACUAAACUCCAAGGAAUUCAAAGAUCAAAUUGACAAAUUUUCGAAGGAAAACAACAUUUCAAAAAGACAAGCUAGGAAGAAAAUAUUUUGGCAGAAUAUUGAGUCUCAAAAGAUGUCUAAAUCACAAUCAUCCAAAAGUGUUUUCAAAGCUAAAAACUUCUCUUUUUCAACAAAAACUCAACAUUCAUCACAAUCAAAUCAUUCAAGGUCUGAAGUGAAUAAACAACAAAGGUUUACGAAAGUUUCAGAAACAAAUAUUCCAUGA